UAAGCAGGCAAUGUGACAUCGAGACCAACCAUGAGCCGGAGGAGAGACGGCUGGUUGGACACAACCCCGCACGAGUACCGUAAGUCAUGGCACCGGUAAAUUAAUAGAAGCGACAGUUGGCCUAUAGAGGAAAACAGAUCUGUUGAUAUAAACUCAUGAGUAGCUGGCAUUAGCGUGGCUUCGACACUACCAGUCGUCAAGUCGAUGCUCAGCAGUGGUUCAUAUCAUGCCUACCAUAGUCCCGGACCAAGGUGCUCAGGGGAAGUUGCGCCAGAACGAAAUCGAUGGUGGGAUUGAGAAGGAAGAGAAUGAAUUCUCAAUCGCCCCCCUAGGUGAACCGCAAGAGAAUAGGAAAUUCUGGUUCCAGCGACGAAAGGAAUACAACCCUAAUGCGAUCGCCACACAGCCCAGUGUAUAUGACGAUGUCGACAUUAGGGACCAAUACCUACCCCGACCAGAUUGGGAGAACGCACAUCGAUUUGACCCAUCGGCGAGAUGGACUUGGGGCGAAGAACACAAAGUAAUCCGCAAAAUAGAUUGGCGCAUUAUGCUUUGGGUCGCUGUCAUGUUCACUGCCAUGGAAUUAGAUAGGGCAAAUCUGAGCCAAGCAGUGGCUGAUGACUUUCUCGCAGACUUGGGGUUUACCACAAAUGAUUUGAAUCUGGGUAACUCGGUUUAUGCAUUGUCGUUCCUUGCUGGCGAGUUUCCCUCUCAGCUCCUAGCUAAAUGGGUCGGACCGGAUCGGUAUAUUCCUGUCCAGAUCAUCCUAUUCUCGAUUGUUUCAGCUUCGCAAUUCGCUCUUAAUAGCAAGGCCUCCUUCUUAGCCUGCCGCUCCCUUCUAGCACUCUUGCAGGGAGGGUUUAUCCCAGAAUGUGUUUUAUACUUGUCAUACUUUUACAAGCAUCAUGAACUCACGAUCAGACUGAGUUUCUUUUGGACUGGCAUGUUUAUAGCUGAUAUUCUCGCGUCCAUAAUUGCUUUCGGCCUGCUUCACCUGAGAGGAGUUAGGGGAUACGCCGGCUGGAGAUGGCUAUUCUUGAUUGAGGGCCUGAUUACUGGUACAAUCGGUAUCGCAUCAUUUGUGAUGCUACCUCCGGGUCCAACCCAAACAGCAAGUUGGUCCCGAGGUGAAAAAGGGUGGUUCACACCUCGAGAGGAAUCUAUCAUGGUGAACAGAAUAAUCCGAGAUGAUCCAAGCAAAGGAUCAAUGCACAACCGACAGCCUAUCACGCUCAAACUACUUUGGCAGAGUCUGACAGAUGUUGACCUCUGGCCUCUUUAUGCUAUCGGGCUCACUUUCAACAUUCCAACAUUUUCGCCGGGGCAGUACCUAACGCUCUCGCUGAAAGGCUUGGGCUUUACUACAUUCGAAACGAAUCUGCUAUCGAUUCCAUAUCUAGUGUUGAAGAUCAUCAAUAUGAUGCUGCUCUCCAUUUUGGCAGAAGUUACUGGUCAACUUGCUGCAUCCGCCGUGAUAUUCCAAUUCUGGUGUCUUCCCUUCCUGGUUUACUUGCGUGUAGUCGAUACGACGCAUGCGUCAAAAUGGCUGACAUGGGCAAUAAUCUCGCUGCUUCUCGCGGCGCCGCUUGCUCACCCCGUACAAGUCGGCUGGGUAUCGAGGAAUGCUAAUACGGUCCGCUCUCGGGCUAUUGGUGCGGCAUUAUACAACAUGUUCUUGCAAGCCGGCGUAGUAAUCUCAUCCAACAUCUACCGCGCUGACGACGCGCCUCUAUAUCGCCGCGGCAACACCGUCCUCCUGGGAAUAUUGAGCCUCAAUGUGGUGUUAUAUGUAAUCGCCAAGCUUUACUACGUCUGGAGGAAUCGCUUAAGGGCGCAAAAGUGGGAUUCCAUGACGCCAGAGGAAAGGCUAGUGUACCUGUCGGAUCACCAGGACAAGGGAAAUAAGAGGUUGGACUUCAGGUUGGCCUCAUAAUGCGGGAGAACCAUAUCGAGAUCAAGUGCCAAUCAACGCAUCGCUCAUAGAGAAACACAUUGAUUUCAAUUAAAGUCUUAGUUACCAUCAUAGUCUUAGGGUAGUAUCGAGAUUCGGGUGCCAUCGAUGCCGACAUCACGAAGGGCGGAGUUGGUCAAUUGACUCUGUCUCAUUGAAUUACUAUUGUGUCUUAUAUCAGUAGGCCGACAGACUAUGCU
This is a messenger RNA of Xylaria bambusicola, 2151 nucleotides long. Its product is annotated as major facilitator superfamily domain-containing protein. Gene Ontology annotation, cellular component: membrane. Gene Ontology annotation, biological process: transmembrane transport. Bases 227 to 1933 code for a protein of 568 amino acids. NCBI's taxonomy places the organism in Eukaryota, Fungi, Ascomycota, Sordariomycetes, Xylariales, Xylariaceae. The record is from RefSeq and is a predicted model, not a curated record. Gene Ontology annotation, molecular function: transmembrane transporter activity. The transcript is spliced from 10 exons.